This is a messenger RNA of Aspergillus chevalieri, 1800 nucleotides long. RefSeq lists its product as uncharacterized. Gene Ontology annotation, molecular function: telomeric repeat DNA binding; telomerase RNA binding; protein binding. The record is from RefSeq and is a predicted model, not a curated record. Lineage: Eukaryota; Fungi; Ascomycota; Eurotiomycetes; Eurotiales; Aspergillaceae. The transcript has 2 exons. The coding region runs from base 1 to 1800 and encodes 599 amino acids. Gene Ontology annotation, biological process: nuclear-transcribed mRNA catabolic process, nonsense-mediated decay. Gene Ontology annotation, cellular component: telomerase holoenzyme complex.
AUGGAUAACUCUUUCAGCCGUGAUUCUUGGGAACAUCACACUAUCUCCGCCAGCGCCAUUUAUUCCAAUUUUCAGAACGAAGGCACCCGUCCGAGACAACCAGAACAUCCGGAUAAUUCAUCAUUCAAGAAGGAGGGAAAUGAUGAAGAGGAGCGAGGAUUGGGCAGCCAUGUCAGUGAGGUUCAAAAUCAUACUGUCCUUUCAGCGGAACCUGCACAAGCUCAUGACACCAAGCGAGAACAAUUGGUCGAUGAGGUUAGCAGGAUCUAUGCCGGAUUAAAGAUGGUGGAGAAUAAGUGCAUUGAAACAACCAAGCAGCACACCGAGUCGUCAAACAGAUUGCCGGAUUGUCAAUGGCAGGCUCUAAUUUAUUUGCACCGGAUACUGCUCCAGGAGCAUCAUGACUUCUUUCUUGCCACGCAGCACCCGUCUGCGAGCCUGGCUUUGAAACAGUUACCUGAGAGGUACGCCAUGCCGGCCCGCAUGUGGCACUAUGGUAUCCAUUCAUUUCUGGAAUUAUUGCGCAAUCAACUUCCAGACUUGCUGGAAUGUACACUUACAUUCCUUUACUGGGCGUAUUCAAUGAUGACCCUAUUUCUGGAAAGUGUUCCCGCGUUUGAAGAUACCUGGAUUGAAUGUCUUGGUGAUUUGGCCCGAUACGGCAUGGCCGUCGAAGAUUCCAUUGCUCGAGAUUGCGAGAACUGGGCCGGCGUGGCCCGGUACUGGUAUCACAAAGCAGCAGAUAAGAAUCCAAACUUUGGCCGGAUCCAACAUCACUUUGCUGUUCUUGCCUGCCCAGACAUGCUUCAAGAGCUGUUUUACUACACAAAGAGUCUUGUCAGUGUCGACCCGUUCCCUCCUGCUGGAGAGAAAAUUAAGUUGUUAUUUCGCCGCGUUCAGAACGAACCUAAGCCUGAUAAUCAACCGACAGUUGCUGUGUUUAUGACUAUUCAUGGAAAACUGUUCGCGCAACGUCCUCUGUCUGGUUUCAAGACGCUCAUGAAUGCAUAUCUGCUCUGUCUGGACAAAUUCAUCGGUCAACUUGGGAGUGAGUUCAAGAUGCAUGGCGUUUUUAUCGCAUCGUGCAAUUUCGCUGCCGUUUUUCAGUAUGGGUCUACUGAUGCUGUGCUGUCUAAUGAGUUCAAGGAGAGCUUGGCACAAGAAAAGACCAGUCUGACUUCAUCAAAGAAUUGGACGCCUGUUGAGAACUUGGACACAAUUGAGGCUGAGUUUUGCGAGUAUAAGAACUCACAAUCCCAGAAAAGACUGGUCUACUACGGUGCUCAUGUCACCUUCAAGACUUUGUCUGCCUUACUGGAUCAGAUUGGCAACAAGAAUGUCUUUCCAGCAGUGCACGCCUAUUUGGCCUUUAUCUGGUGCAUGACUCGCAAUAACAACAGCAUAAGACAUAUCGAACUAGUUGUGCCAUGGAGAAAACUCACUGUGUUCCUCAAUGCGAUGAUCUGGAGCAACAUAGAUUUUCGCGUCAUGGAAAGGGAUGAGAUCCCUAUUGUAGAGGACAGGAAGUGUUUCCCAGAAGAUUUCCUUUUCCGUGGGCAGGUCUGGAGUCAGCGAUACUUCUCUGCUGACUAUUUCGAGGGUGCUUUGGCAGAGGAUGAUGGACGCUCAGUUGAGGUGCUGUCCCUGACCGUUGCGAGAAUGUAUCGAUGUUUAUGGUUAGGGGUUCAACUUGCAAAGCUCGACCGUUGGAUCAUAUAUGAUGCGUCAACUUCCCCCAAAUUUUCUGUGACACAAUUUACCCUAAACCUCGAAAACCGCGCUCGAAGUUUUGAUCUAUGA